GCGAUGACGUUGUGUCAUCUCUCCUGGACUUGAGCAUUCUUCAGGCUCGUCAAAAGUGACUCACGAGACACGACAACAUCAUGCGUCGUCUUCCCGCUCUGCUUUCUGACCCUGAUCGCACCGUACCCAUUAUCCCUAUUCGCCUAGGGACAUCUACGAGGGUGUACCACGCUUUAUGGGACUCUGGCUCGCAGGGAGAUUUCAUUCACCCUCGAGUGGUUGAGGAAGCUCGCCUAGCUACCUCUGGGUCUCGCUCACCUAUCUCAGUUACCCUCGGAGAUAACAAGACACAUCGCUUCUUCAAUCAGACGGUCCCCGACCUCCACUUCUCCUUCACCCUCCAACCACCGGAUAGUACCCAGGCGUCUCGGCGCUACCAUUCCUCCGCAUACUUCGACAUGCUGGAGACUGGGUACGACUUUAUCCUUUGCACUCCCUGGUCUCACUGGUUCCGUGGCACAAAGGCCGAAUGGGCGACCGAGACACUCGUUCUCAAAACGAAGUGUGCGGGCGGAACUCUCCGCCUCUGCAUCGACUACCGCGACCUUAAUCGUUACAAGGUAAAGAACAAUUGUCCCAUGCCCCAUGCGGAUGAGCUGUUCGACCGUCUGGCAGACAGCCGCUUCUUCACGAGGAUCGAUCUUCGUAGCAGUUAUCACCCAAUCCGCGUUGCUGCAGAGGAUCAGCCGAAGAUCGCCUUCCGAUUGCGCUUCGACCACUACGCGUUCACGGCGAUGAACGACAUCUUCACGGACAUCCUUAAAGAAUACGUUCUCGUAUACCUGGACGACGUCUUGGUCUACACUCGUGAGGUCAACAUCAAUAUGCACAACUUUCCCUCGUUCAGCAAGAAGGCCCUAGACCUAGAGGCAAAAAUAGGGCAUGGACAUACACCCAUGACGAACGGAAGGAAGAAGGCACUGCCUCCCAACUGGAAGGCGAAGGGCCGCAUAAUGUUAGUGGACAACAAUGGUUUUACCAUCAAGAUAGAAGACGACUUCCAAGCGGGAGCGGGUUCAGAGGCGGGCAGCAUAGAGGUUUUAGGGGGUGGAACAGUCGUUGUCUCUGUCCAGAAAGGUAAGGCGACCGGUAGACACCGUGGAGGUUUUCGGUCUAGGAGUCAAGUUGACCCUAACGCUCCUCCAUGGGAGAAAGCGGGUCUGACAGAGGAUGUGUGGAGAGACAGCGAAUAUGGCAUUGGUGCCGUACUUGCACAGCAGAAGGGGAAAAAGUUGAGGCCGGUAGAGUACAUAUCCAAAAAGAUGCCCUCUCAAAAGUUGGCCAAGUCCACUUAUGAGAAGGAACUCUACGCGAUUUACAAAGCGUUGACUCACUGGAGGCACUACCUCCUUGGUCGCUUCUUCUACGUCAGGACUGAUCAUCAGACCUUGAGGUGGAUGAAGAUUCAACCGAUACUCUCCGAUGCUCUGAAGAGAUGGACCGAAGUCAUAGAGCAAAAUGACUUUGAGCCCCAGUACAUCAGGGGUGUGUACAACAAGGUUGUUGAUGCGUUUUCAUGUAGGUCAGACUUCCUGGGUGCGCUGGUCACUGAAUUUAGGCUUGCGGGCGAUGUUACUCAGUCUUUGGUGGAAGCCUAUCACGAGGAUCCGUUUAUGGUCGAAAUCAUACACAUACUCGAGGCAAAAGACGAAGCAACUAUCGACGAGUUUGUGUUGGUCAAUGACCUGCUGUUCCUUGAGAAGGUCGGGAAUAAACAUUUGUAUGUUCCAAAUCGGGAGUUUUUGUGUACUUUAUUUUUAGGCGAGUGCCAUGAUGCCACCAGACAUUUUGGGUACAGAAAGACUGCAGCAAAUUUGUUGCAACGGUUCUGGUGGCCCACAAUGAUGAGAGAUGUGAAGCUGUAUGUGGAGACUUGUCAGGUAUGCCAGAGAGACAAGCCACGUACACAGGCCCCUCUUGGGCUUCUUAAGCCGCUUCAGAUUCCGGAAAGGUCCACUGAGAGCCUAUCUAUGGAUUUCAUGGAUACGCCGGUCACCAGCAAGCGCGGAAUGAGAUAUGUUUAUGUCAUUGUGGAUAGGUUUAGCAAGUAUGCUAGGUUAGUCGCAAUGACUGCUACAACCAAGACGGAGUAUGUGAUCAAGUUGUUUAAAGAAAACUGGGUCAGAGACUUUGGGCUUCCGAAGUCCAUCGUAAGGGAUCGGGAUGUCCGAUUCACUAGUCUGCUGUACACAUGCAGCAGAGGUGAGGAGCGUCUGUGCAUUCCCCAGGACCGCAAGCUGAGAACACUUCUGAUAUCAGAGUGUCAUGAUGCUCGUGGUCACUUUGGUGCCCUCAAAUCUUAUGCAGCCCUGUCGCAACGCUUCUUCUGGAAGGAGAUGAGGAGUGACAUGCUGCACUAUGUGGAAACCUAUGAUUCGUCUCCUUUUGGAGCGCCUGUUUUGUUUGUCCCCAAGAAGGAAGGAGAGUUGCGCAUGUCUAUAGACUAUAGGGGUCUGAAUGCUAUCACAGUCAAGAAUGUUGAACCACUGCUCGGGAUAGACGAUCUUUUAGAUCGGGUGCAGGGUUGUAAGUAUUUCUCCAAGAUAGAUUUGAAGUCCGGUUACCAUAAGAUAGAAGUCCAUCCUGAUGACCAGUACAAGACUGCGUUCCAGACUCGUUAUGGGCAUUAUGAGUUUAUAGUGAUGACCUUUGGACUGACCAAUGCGCCAGCUACAUUUCAGCAAUGUAUGAAUGACCUGUUUAGGCCUUGGUUAGAUAGAUUUGUCUUAGUAUAUUUAGACGACAUUCUAGUAUUCAGUAGGACCCUCCAGGAGCACCAGGGUCAUUUGAGGCAGGUCUUGGAGAAGCUGAGGGAAGCUAACUUCAAGAUCAACGCAAUGAAGUGCGAGUGGGCCAAGACACAAGUUUUGUACUUGGGCCACGUAUUAGACGGAGAUGGAAUCAAGCCUGAGGACGGUAAGAUAGUGGCAAUUAGAGACUGGUCGAUGCCCCGCACAUUGACAAAGUUGCGGUCGUUUCUGGGCUUAGCUAAUUGUUACAGGAAGUUCGUAAGGAACUUCUCUACUAUCACCGCUCCCUUGCGUAGGUUGCUUAAGAAAGAGGCAAUCUGGCAAUGGGAUAAAGACUGUACGUCUGCGCUAAAUAAAUUAAAGCGCGCAUUGAUAGAGUAUCCUGUCCUCAAGGUAGCAGAUCCGUCUUUGCCAUUUGUCGUCACCACGGACGAGAGUCAGUAUGGAAUAGGCUCCGUGUUGCAGCAAGACGACGACAAUGGCUACAAACCCGUAGAGUUCAUGUCAGCGAGGAUGCCCUCAGAGAAGGUUGCUACCUCGACGUACGAAAGAGAACUCUACGCUCUCAGGCAGGCUUUAGAGCACUGAAAGCAUUACCUGCUUGGGAGGCACUUGAAAGUGUAUUCAGACCACGAGACGCUUAGAUGGUUAAAGACACAG
This is a messenger RNA of Chara braunii, 3410 nucleotides long. The record is from the annotation of a GenBank genome assembly. Lineage: Eukaryota; Viridiplantae; Streptophyta; Charophyceae; Charales; Characeae.